This is a messenger RNA of Anopheles cruzii, 1008 nucleotides long. It is a transcript of the gene Chrac-16, whose product is annotated as chromatin accessibility complex protein 1. The record is from RefSeq and is a predicted model, not a curated record. Gene Ontology annotation, cellular component: nucleus; CHRAC. The transcript is spliced from 2 exons. Gene Ontology annotation, molecular function: protein heterodimerization activity. Bases 8 to 643 code for a protein of 211 amino acids. Lineage: Eukaryota; Metazoa; Arthropoda; Insecta; Diptera; Culicidae.
GAAUCGCAUGAAGUGUUUGAUAAUUCGAUAUUUCAGCUACCAAACGAUGGACCAAGAACGGUUAACACAGCUGCCAAUGUCCCGCAUCAAGACGGUCAUGAAGACAUCGCCGGACAUGGGAAACAUCAACCAGGAGGCCCUGUUUUUGAUGUGCCGUGCUGCGGAGAUGUUUAUCGAACACCUGGCCCACCGUGCACACAACCCGGAACGCAAGACACUGGACUAUUCGGAUCUAGCGAAAUAUGUGGAGAAAGAGGACGCGCUGGAAUUUCUGCAGAUCGUUUUACCGCAAAAAAUUACCGUCAGGGAGUACAAAGAGCUGAUGGCCCAGAAGGCGGCGGAAGCCGAAAUGGGCAGUGAGGAAGACGAUUCCGACGAAGGAUCGGAGGUCCCGUCGGAGGCGCCAUCGGGCGCUGGGGAGGAGGACAACGGCGCUGACGAAGUGAUCGAACUCGACGAUGACGAUUUAGUGGAGGUUCAACAGAAAAGUAACCCAGAGAUCGACAGCCUAGACUCGGCGUCGUCCAGCGGUGACAGCGGCAGUGUCAUCUCGAUCGAUUCCAGCUCGGACGAAAAGGAAAACUCCAAAAACGACAGCAAUAAGAAGUCACCGGUGAAACACAAAACAGGCGACUCGCCGUAACACACGGACCUGGGCCUGGGCCGGCCGCCACAGCUAGGCUGGUGCUUGCGCAAGGCAACCUUAGUGUAUGUGGUUCAGGAGGACAUUUUAAAUCGAUUUAAUUUCUAAGCAAGUCCCCUCUCCCCUUUCAAACAAUAUCUCGUAUUAGGCAAUAGCGUUUGUUUUUAAGCCAGUCGUUUCGUUUGGUACUACGGAAGUGGAUGGAUACUGCAUACCCUGGGCUGAACUGAAACUCCGUACGACCACCGAUUAGUAGUCAGUUAGUUUAGUGGUUUUUGUUUUGUCUGUAAAUAAGCCCUACGCGGUGUAUUUAUCUAGGGUUUCAGUGAUGCAUUCACUCUCGAUGGUGGGCGAAACAAAGUAAA